CCUCCCUCCGCCCGAACAGAGGGAGAGAGAGACGUUUUCAGGAGAACUGAAGCGGUUGCAGCGUCCCAAUAAGCCAUAACGAGUCUUAUUUGAUAUGGCUUGUGAGGGAAGAAAUGGUCGCACCAUUUAAGGUGGAACGGGAAAAAACUCUGGCAAAGCUGAGGCUAAUUUUAGCUUCGUCUUCUGAUCUGCUUUCCCGCCUUCCUGUAUUAUUCAUAGUGGUAGAGGAUCAGGUGAGGAACGUAACUACAGAAGUAGACACCUCGUCUCUUGGCCUUCCAAAAUCUCAACCAAUAGCCAAUGCUCAAGACCAGAUGCUGGUGGAACAGCUGGCGCUAACAAUCAGAGUGAUUGGCGACCGGCUGGAUCAGGAUCAAGAGUUUAAUGACAUGAUCAACAGAUUAGGACGUGUGGCUGAUAAAAGCAGUUUCUGGAAGCUCGUGGAGAGAGUCUUCAGCAAUGAUGAGAUUAACUGGGGAAGAAUUAUUGUGCUCUUCUACUCCAUUGGAAAGCUGUCAGCGAAGAUGGUACUUGCGCAUUUGCCAGCAGUGUUCACAGAUAUAGUGGCUUUAAGUUUGGAUUACUUCAGGAAAAAACUAUUGCAGUGGAUUUGCAACAUGGGAGGAUGGAUUAACAGUAUUUCAGGAGUGACUCGAUUCUCCAUAGAGCAGUUUUCUGCUUCAUCCUUAAGCAGCAUCCCUCCUUCUGCUGGACUUAUGCUGGUGUUCAUCACUGGAGCGCUGCUGGGUGGGAUCAUUAUGUGGAGACUGAACAGGUGCAACUGAGAGAAACUAAUCAGAAAGAAAGUGAGAGUGAAGAGGGACUGAGGGAACGACCAAGCAGGCAGGCAGACAGCAGAUGAAACAAAUGUGACUUUAGGCAGGGAGCAAUGAGAACAAUCAAGUGCCAAAACAUUACUUUAUUUUAUUGCAGUUAGAUUUACAGGGAGAAUGCACAGUAACGAUCAUGUCUGUAAAUGUGCCAAAUUUUAGCCAAAUUGGCUAUUUUCCAACUGUAGCGCCUGGGCAGGUACAGAAAGAUGACCGACAUUCUCAGAAUUACAUGAAACAUGUAUGACUGAAUGCAAUGUACCAUAUGCAAUAAAGCAUUUGUUUUUAGUUGAUAAAGAAUUAUAAAAUGACGAUAUUACAAAAGGGCAUAUAAUUGUAUAUAAUAUGUAUGUGUCUUAAUCACUGGUUCUCUACAGAGAAUACAUUUCUGCACAUUUUACUACAAUAUAUUGUUAAUGUACUGAAUUUAACAUAUUAAAAAAAAAAUUGACAUGUACAAAAGUUAUUACACAUUUAACAAGGCGAGUUUCAUUUUUCCAAUAUGUUAAACUCUGCAAAUGAAUGGAAAUUGUGCUGUAACAUUUGCAGAAAAGUUUGUUUACUGUAGAGGAUGUGUUGACUUAUUUUGACCUACAACAUCUACAAAACAGCUCAUUUGACUGGGGCUAUUCAGAUUAUGCACACAAACACGAUACACACAGGACGUUCAACAUUUAAUGCUUGUAUUUAUUUCUAUAGAAUAGUUUUAUUGUCUGAUUAAGAAUCUUAAUUAUGAAUUUAUAUUGGUCAUAAAUUGGAGUAAGAGAAUUGCGAAUGCAAUUUAUUAACUAGAAUAGUUUUUGAAUUUUUGAGAGUGACUGAUGUCGUGAUAAGAGUACUGUAAUAUCUCCGUCUGCACUUGUCACAGACCACAACACCAGCGUCUUUUUGUUAGCUUUCAGUCAGCAAGCAGGUGCAACUUCUACCUCAUUCAUAAAUAGAGUACUGUCAUUUGAAUAUAGAUGAAAGCUGUAGAAGAGUUGUCGUUUUUAUUGAUCAUAUUAUUGAUUGAUUUAUAUUAUUCCACUGUAAAAUAGCUAAUGUGUGUUUUUCCUGGUACAGUUGCUAUUUUCACAACCUAAAGAGCAGUUUAGUAACUUGGCCCAUUUGGUUUGGAAUCACUUGAUACAUUUUUUGCUAUUUUAUAUACAUGAAUAACUUCCCCCAAAUGAUAAAUAAUGGUACGUUCUGUUUACAUUAAUGGCCUAGAGUUUUGAUCCACAUUCUCGUUUAUAUGAUUAUAGAUAAUUCAUUGUUAUAGAUAUUUAGUUGUUUUCUAUGUUUCCUGCGCUCUGAUCUGAUGGCAAAUUGAAUAACUUUAUACUCAGCAGCUUAAGUCUCAGUGUUCUACAGCUCUCUCAGUCAUUUAGCUUCAUCUAUAGCUCUCCUCAUCAUUCUGGACACAACUAGCAUUUUUUACAUUUUUAUUUACAGCUUCCUAAAGUCCUACAAAUCAUCCAAAAGCUAAAAGCAGUGAUUCCAAACUUUUGAAUGGUGGUUUACUGUGAGUGGUUUAUGGUAGUGAAGUAGCGUCAAAUAAAAAGAACUUCAUUAUAAGCAUUAUACUAUUAUAUGUAUACUUUGUGAUGCACAGUUAAUAAAGUUAUGUAUGCUUAUGGUAUGUCUGUAUGUAUGUAUGCAUGCUUAGAUCUUGUGUAAUUGCACCACCCCUGAAUUCUGUAUUACUUUAUACUAUUCAAAGAACUUUUUGGAUUUUACUGGGCUUUGCACAGCAGUUUACUUUGCAAUAAAAGAUGAAUAUUUUCUAAAUAAAUGGCCGUAAUAAAA
Pygocentrus nattereri (red-bellied piranha) is the source of this 2618-nucleotide messenger RNA. RefSeq names its product apoptosis regulator BAX-like. The transcript has 6 exons. Gene Ontology annotation, biological process: extrinsic apoptotic signaling pathway in absence of ligand; positive regulation of apoptotic process; intrinsic apoptotic signaling pathway in response to DNA damage. The record is from RefSeq and is a predicted model, not a curated record. Lineage: Eukaryota; Metazoa; Chordata; Actinopteri; Characiformes; Serrasalmidae. Bases 114 to 785 code for a protein of 223 amino acids. Gene Ontology annotation, molecular function: protein heterodimerization activity; protein homodimerization activity; channel activity. Gene Ontology annotation, cellular component: mitochondrial outer membrane.